ACCCUCUCCAAAUGCUCGUAUAUUCCAAGCAGGAAGCAGACGUAGACCUCUCCCGUCCUGAUACUUUACCACGCACCGCCUUAUGAAUUAUACGUGGAAAUUUAAUGAAUUAUAAUUCUAGGCGUUGAUGAAUUGUUUACCCCGCCCCCUUCCGGACCUGGAAAAGAGACUUGUAAACUUAUUAUACUCGAUAGUGUACAGAUUUCUUACCAGGAUGAGUGGAAAGCAUUGUGGGCGACGGUUAAAGCGGUUAAACGGAGUAGCACAGCAGUUUUGGUUUUGUUGCUUGCCGGAUACGGUCGGAAAACCCUUAUUCCUUGUCCUGCAAUGCGGUCGAUGCCAAUACAAUUCUCAAUGAAUUACAAUGGCGAUAUCCUCAAGUUUAGUUUGGCGGAAGUGCAGGCACUCUUCUCGAGUCUCAAUACUAUGCUUCCCUUCAACAUGCCAGCCGCUGUGGCAAACGCUGUACAUCAGCUUACAGACGGUAUUCCGAUCCUUGCGGCCGAGCUGUACUUUGGGUUCGCAAUGCUUUGAAAGCUUCCUCUCAAGCAGAAAUCAACGCGAAUGCAUUGAGGCUAGUGACCUCGCAUGAAGUGCUCAAAGGGGUAAUGACGGAAAGGGCAAUUGUAACUUUCGGUAGUGUAAUUCCAAAUAUCAGGCGUUUGCCACAUCCAGAUACGGCCGUACAGAUAGGAGAGGCAAUGCUCAUUGAUCUAUUGAACAGAGGACAGAGGGACGCUUUCCAAAAUGACGAUGACGCCAUGUUAAAAGAGGUGGAAACUGAAUUAGUUAAUGGCGGAGUAUUAAGUGUUGCUGAUGGAGGAGCUACCAUUAAGUUUUCCUGCCCCCUGCAGGCGGCAAAUAUUUUCAUGACACUCUGUAAGGAGGAGUCAUCCUUCUCAUCCGCCCCACCCCCUUCGUCCCUCGCACAGUUCAUGGAGGAAUCUUUGCAAUUGCUGGAACCGGCUACGCUUAGGGCUUCAUCGGGUCUUGGGCGUCAAGGCAAGUUAUUAGAAAGAUCGUGGCAGAUGGAGACGUAUAGGGCAAUGACGGCGCGGCUUGGCUCUCACGGCAUUGUAACUCCCGACGUGGGUGCGAUCUACGGUUCCCCUGGAUAUCUAGACUUUCAUAUAAGAUUGGAGAAUGGCACGCAGUGGAUGGUGGAGUUGACUAGGGAGGGAGACAGACUACGGCAACAUCAAGCGCGGUUUAUCGGUCAAGGUGCUUACACGCAGAUCCCGAAUGACGAUUGGUUAAUUGUUGACUUCUAUAAUUUGGGUGAUUGGAACAUUCCUCGUGACCCUAACCCAUAUCAGGAUCCUAGAGUCUGGCUCGUAGGUUUUUUCCAUGAUUACAGUAGCUGUCUGUUGACUCGAAGUGGCUAUAACGUUACGACCAUCUAUUUCCUGGAUACAUCAGCUUCUCGCUGGUGGAAAAGUUUGAGUGGUUUGACUAAUAUCGCCCGAAGCGUUUUCAGCAAGCUAGUCUGAAGUGUGCCCGCGUAGCUUGGCUAUUAUCGUUGGAACCUAAACCUAUUUCGUAGGCGUACGUGUGGGAAUGUCACUCUAGUUGAUUCUUCCUCAGUUUCUUCUUCAGCAAUUGCAUUCAAAUUAGCUUCAAUUUCAGCCAAAUCCGGAAUGGAGUAUUGGGCUGUAGCAUAUGUCGUUAUCUUCUACUUAGUUUGCUCAUUCAUACACCUAACUGUAAGAAUAUGAUAUAUUGAAUUUAAAAAACUUGUUGAUGAUCAC
Molecule: messenger RNA, 1748 nt
Organism: Spizellomyces punctatus DAOM BR117
Lineage: Eukaryota; Fungi; Chytridiomycota; Chytridiomycetes; Spizellomycetales; Spizellomycetaceae
Exons: 2
Coding region: 609-1490 (293 amino acids)
Source: RefSeq, a predicted model, not a curated record